Lingula anatina is the source of this 1174-nucleotide messenger RNA. RefSeq lists its product as uncharacterized. The record is from RefSeq and is a predicted model, not a curated record. Lineage: Eukaryota; Metazoa; Brachiopoda; Lingulata; Lingulida; Lingulidae.
CACAUUUAGCCUGCAAACAAUAUGUACAUUUUGGCUGUUGUAUCAGUUUUCGUCAGCCUGCAGUCUUUUGCUAGACCAGAACCGGUUGGUUCCUGCGAUCAACGACGUCGGUCCAAUCAAUAUCUUAGAGAUGACAGCGACAUCUGUGGGUACUACCUGUGUCUAUCCAAGAGGGGCGGGGGUCGCAGUCCACUGUUGCGGCGCUGCGCCCCGGGAACAGGGGUUCCUAGGGACUAUGGUGUGUCCCCCAGACACAGAGACAGCACCAAUCCAUGCGUGGUACGCACCAGCGAGUGCCUGAGGCCCCGAUGGAGUGGCUGGGGUCCCUGGGGUGCCUGCUCUGUGACGUGUGGGACAGGUGUUCAGUGGCGCGGCCGGCGGUGCAUUCGAGGCAACAACUGUACGGGACAACAACAGGAGAGUAGGCAGUGCUUGGAACCUCCGUGCUUGGUAUGGACGGACUGGAUCAACAGUGACUCCCCAGACUCCGGAGAUGGAGAUUGGGAAGUCAACAUUGUGCCGCCACCAUGUUCCGACAACCAAACCGCAGUUGCCAUUGAGUGUCGUGCCAUCACGCCAUCCGGUGAGCGCAUCCCAUGGGAUGGGCCGGGACAAAAACUGGCUGUGCCCUGCGUCUCCCCUUUGGGUAUAGGAUGCCUGGAAGCAGAUAAUCCGCCAGUGGCCAUGGCUCCACCUGGCGUGUUGACAGAUCCAGGUUUUACAUCCGGGUGUCUGGACUACGAAGUCAGAUACUUGUGCCCCGUGCCUUAGAUUAAAAAUAAUUUUAAUAUCGUAUAUUGCAAAUGGAUGUAUUUCAUAUUGGGAAUUAAUUUGAUAUAUUCUGAUUAGACUGGACAAGAUUUUCUACAUCCUUUUUUGUACCCCUGUAGUAACAGAACCAAUUUAAAUAACGUCCAUUGGCAUGUAGUCUCAUUCAGUUACACAUCGUAUAUUAUUCAGAAUUUCAGUUGUUUUGAAAUAUAGCUCUUAUACAUGUACAAUGUAGUAUACAUGUUCUGAAUAUUCGUUGAUAGUAUAUAAACAUUGAAAUUCAAAAUAGGAACUUGGGUAAAAAAAAAGAAAAUAAAAAAUAAUGUGAUCAUAAUAAUGUUAUUGUCGGGUUUCUAUUGGGUUGCAACAAGUAAGUGGAUAAAUACUGAUACCGGUAGGUAUA